AUGGAUAUCUUAUCAUCCACGCUACACCAGGCUAACUCCACCACCUCGGGCUACUUUCACACAUUGCUGAGCCUUCAGGCAUCUCUGGACCCAUUUGUGACCCAGUUGUCGUGGAUGGAAAAGCUCUGGGCAUCCUGGUACUUGUACAUCGGCAACGACACCUUUGCUACCGGACUUCUUUUCUUCUUGACCCACGAAAUUUUCUACUUCGGAAGAUGCCUUCCCUGGUUCAUCAUUCAACAAAUUCCCUACUUUGACAAGUGGAAGAUCCAGCCCACCAAGAUUCCCAGUAACAGAGAGCAAUGGGAAUGCUUGAAAUCGGUAUUCAAGCUGCAUUUGUUGGUGGAGGCGCUUCCAAUCUGGGCCUUCCAUCCCCUCUGCUCUAAGCUCCAGAUCUCGGUGGAUAUUCCAUUCCCUUCGUACAAGGUCAUGACCCUCCAGGUAAUGUUUUUCUUCAUCUGUGAAGACCAGUGGCACUACUGGUUCCAUCGCUUGUUCCACAUCGGCUGGUUCUACAAGAACAUCCACAAGCAACAUCAUCGUUAUGCGGCCCCAUUUGGGCUUGCUGCCGAAUACGCCCACCCGGUCGAAGUCAUGGCUUUGGGCACUGGCACUGUGGGAUUCCCUAUCUUGUAUGCUUGGGUGGCCACCAAGUAUACUCUGCUUCCUAGUUUGCACUUGUUUACCGUCACUUUGUGGGUUUGCUUGAGAUUAUUACAAGCAGUGGAUUCACACUCAGGCUACGAUUUCCCAUGGUCCUUGCAUUACUACUUUCCCCUCUGGGCAGGAUCAGCACACCACGAUCUCCACCACCAUUACUUCAUUGGAAAUUACGCCAGUUCCUUCAGCUACAUGGACUAUAUCUUGGAUACCGAAAGCGGACCGGGUGCAAAAAGCAACAGAGAGAAUAAAAUGAAGUCCAAGGCAGAAAAGAAGAAUAUAUAG
Messenger RNA from Suhomyces tanzawaensis NRRL Y-17324, 945 nucleotides. RefSeq names its product Erg251p (gene ERG251). Gene Ontology annotation, biological process: ergosterol biosynthetic process. Bases 1 to 945 code for a protein of 314 amino acids. The record is from RefSeq and is a predicted model, not a curated record. The transcript has a single exon. Gene Ontology annotation, molecular function: C-4 methylsterol oxidase activity; iron ion binding. NCBI's taxonomy places the organism in Eukaryota, Fungi, Ascomycota, Pichiomycetes, Serinales, Debaryomycetaceae.